AUGUUUGCUGCGAUGUCCACGUCUUUCGCCGCAUCCUUCGCGCUUCCGCCGCUGCCUGAUCUGCGAGACCUUGAGGCGCUGCAGGCGACGCACUCUGUCUCCGAUACUGCUCACUGGGCCAUCCCGGGCCUCGUGAUGCAAGGUCGCCACCCCGGCAGCGGCCGCGGCUCGACGCUGUCCCGGCUGACCGCCAUCCGUUCAGAGGGCUGCGGCACCUUUGUGUGCCUGCAGGCCGAAGUCCCGCCGCAGGAUGGCAGCACGGUGCUCGGCGGCGUCGCUGUUGAGCCGCUCCCCGGCCUGGAGCCCUACGCGGCGGACGCCGCAGCCGCCGCCCCUGAAUCGCCACUGAAGUUCGCCCACUUUGGAAUACGGGACAUGCAUCCUGCGGACGACGUCGCGGCACUGCGCAGCCUCGUCUACGAGCUGGCUCGGCGCGUUCGGACUGGCGAGGUGCUCUACGUCCACUGCUGGGGAGGCAAGGGUAGAGCCGGCCUGGUCUGCGCCUGCCUGCUCGCCUACCUCUACAACAUCGGCGCGGAGGAGGCGCUCGUCCGGACGCAGGUCUACUGCUCGCUGCGCAACCAGGGGGUCGGCGCCACGCUCCUCUCGCCCGAGACGGAGGAGCAGAAGCAGCAAGUGCGCGAAUUUGUGAGGCUGUCGCGAGCGGCCCCCGACUGUGUGGACAACCCAAACACGUGA
Emiliania huxleyi CCMP1516 is the source of this 699-nucleotide messenger RNA. RefSeq lists its product as hypothetical. The transcript has a single exon. The record is from RefSeq and is a predicted model, not a curated record. NCBI's taxonomy places the organism in Eukaryota, Haptophyta, Isochrysidales, Noelaerhabdaceae. Gene Ontology annotation, molecular function: protein tyrosine phosphatase activity. Bases 1 to 699 code for a protein of 232 amino acids. Gene Ontology annotation, biological process: dephosphorylation.